AUGAGUACGUUUCAGAAUUGUCGUCAUACUCACUAUGGUGGAACUAUACUAACCUCACCUUCUUCGGUAUCACAUAAUCGUAAGCAUAAUCAAAAUCAAAUAUCAUCACAUCCUCAAAAAUUUCCAACCUUUGGCCCAUACAUCGUGGGGUCUACAUUGGGACAAGGUGAAUUUGGAAAGGUUAAAUUGGGUUGGUCCAAAGUAAAUAGUAGUAAUGGUGAUUAUACAAAAAUAUCAAAACAAGUGGCUAUUAAAUUGAUUAAACGAGAUACCUUAAUUAAUGAUAAAAGUAAAGAGAUCAAAAUAUAUAGAGAGAUAAACGCUUUAAAACAAUCUAGUCAUCCAAAUAUAGUUCGGUUGGAGGAAGUGUUGCAAAAUUCAAAAUAUAUUGGUAUAGUAUUAGAAUAUGCAUCUGGUGGAGAAAUCUAUAAAUACAUCCAAAAGCGAAGAUGCUUGAAAGAAAAUGUCGCAUGCAAAUUAUUUUCUCAAUUAAUUAGUGGUGUCAAGUAUAUUCAUUCAAAGGGGUUGGUACAUAGAGAUUUGAAAUUGGAGAAUCUCUUAUUGGACAAGAACGAAAAUUUGAUUAUUACUGAUUUUGGAUUUGUCAAUGAAUAUUAUUCAAAUAAUGGAAUGAUGGAAACUUCGUGUGGUUCUCCAUGCUAUGCUGCACCUGAACUAGUUAUUAGUAAUAAGCCAUAUGAUGCAAGGAAAGCAGAUAUAUGGUCAUGUGGAAUUAUUUUGUUUGCGAUGUUAGCUGGUUAUUUACCAUGGGAUGAUGAUUCAGAAAACCCAGAUGGUGAAGAUAUCGCUAGAUUAUAUUAUUAUAUAGUGAACACUCCAUUAAAAUUUCCUGAUUAUAUUGCACCAAUCCCAAGAGACCUGUUGCGACGUAUUCUUGUAGUAAAACCUUCAAAAAGAAUUGCUAUUGAACAAAUAUGCCACCAUUCUUGGCUAUCCCCAUAUUUAUCCAUGUUAUCAAUAACCGCACAAGAAUGGGAUAAAAUAUAUGAAUCUAAAGACCUUCUGAGGAUACCAAAACAUCAUAAACAAUACAGCCAACGGCCACACUCAAUAUGUUCUACUGCAUCUAAUUAUUCAAAAGGUACGAGUAAUGGUAAUAAUAGUAAUACUGAAAAGAGAAAUUCAUUAAUUAUGGAUAAUACAUUGUAUGCUUUUCCAGCUCCACCAAGAGAAUACCAAUCUCAUGUAUUAGCUAUUCCUUCAGCGCCGUCGCCUGAAUUAAGAGCUAUGAAUAGUAGAUCUCCGGGGAAACGUGGCCAUAAUAGAAGCAAUUCCGCUGCUUCACUUGCCUUGCAAGCUGUAGUUGAUGCUGACAGACAACAUUUUACAUCAACUUCUUCUUUUUCUUCUUUUUCUUCUUAUACUACUAAUAACAACAACAAUAAUAGUACUAAUAUUCCUAAUCACAGCAAUAAUAAUAGCAAUAGCCAAUAUAAUAGUAGAAAUGCCGAUAGUAAUUUCAUUACACCAGUGUGCUUAUCGGAACUUAAUAAUGAGCAAAUUAAUUUAAGUCCCUUAAAAUUAGAUGAUUCAAAAUUAAAGAAUUCAGCUUUUGUAUCCAGUUAUAUUAGAUAUAACAACGGAAAUAAAUCCAGGAUUUCAUAUUCACAAUCGAGAAAACCAAGACCAACUUCGUACUAUCCAGGUUUAAUCUCCGAAAAUAAUCAUGUCUCAUUACUGUCAUCUUCAUCAUAUUCAUCGAUCUCCAUUACACCAUUACGUGGACAACAUUUGCAGAAAAGUGAUUCGAAUGCAAAUAAAUCUCCAUUUGAUUCGAUCCCCAAUCUUGGUACAGAUACUGCUGUGACUUCAAUGACAGAAAUUACUGAAGAUGAAGAUUGUGGCAAGAAACUAGAUGAUAUAAAAAAGAUAAACGGUGAAUCACCAAAAUUAGUGGCUAGGAAAACAUCAUCAAUAUUCAGUAAGGUAUCUGUUGAUACAGAUGUUAAUGCUAGUGGAGAUAUAAUGAAAAUAAAUGGAGAUAUCGAAACAUUAAUUAAAAGGGUACAAGAACAUAUCAUAAUCGAUGAAAAUGAAAAGGAAAAGGAAAAGGAAAGUGAAAUUGAAAAUUGUAAAAAUACAAAAUCUGGAAGACCAUGCAGUAUGUAUACUACCACAACAACAACAUCAUCAUCAGUACACAAGACGAUUUCACCUACCAUCAAAGAAAUAUCUAACAACAUUUUAUCAAAGAAAAACAAUGGGAUUGAUGUAAAUGUUGAACAACUAAAUGAUAACAUGAGUAAAUCAAAGAGUAAUAUAAAUAAGCAUAGGUACAAGCGUUCAAAUGUUAGACAUAAUAUUAAAAGAACAUCCAUGAUAGUUACACAGCCUGUAAUAAUUGAGGAUGAGACACCAACAUAUGAGUCCAUAAAUGUAACGUCUGCGCCACAUAAUUAUCAAACCAUUUCUAGAACAAGAAAAGUGAUUGAUUUUUUCAAGCGUAGAAGUAUGAAAAUAUAG
Arxiozyma heterogenica is the source of this 2484-nucleotide messenger RNA. RefSeq lists its product as uncharacterized. Lineage: Eukaryota; Fungi; Ascomycota; Saccharomycetes; Saccharomycetales; Saccharomycetaceae. Gene Ontology annotation, biological process: intracellular signal transduction; protein phosphorylation. The record is from RefSeq and is a predicted model, not a curated record. Bases 1 to 2484 code for a protein of 827 amino acids. Gene Ontology annotation, cellular component: cytoplasm. Gene Ontology annotation, molecular function: ATP binding; protein serine/threonine kinase activity. The transcript has a single exon.